Messenger RNA from Podospora pseudopauciseta, 438 nucleotides. RefSeq lists its product as uncharacterized. The coding region runs from base 1 to 438 and encodes 145 amino acids. The record is from RefSeq and is a predicted model, not a curated record. NCBI's taxonomy places the organism in Eukaryota, Fungi, Ascomycota, Sordariomycetes, Sordariales, Podosporaceae. The transcript has 2 exons.
AUGUCGUCUCACCGGGGCAGUCAAGGCACAGAUGGGCAGCUGAAGACCCAGGGUCCGUGUAUGCUUCUGGAGCCCUUCCUUCCAAAGAGAUGCACCGUCGACCAGCUCCUGGUGCUCCUUAUUCCAAUCCGCCUGCCCAGUCUUGAUAUCCCAAGACCAAAUGAGCGGGCCGAUCCCCGGACCCAGCUGGUGGAUAUCAUGGUGUCGAAUUUAGGUUCUGGAAGAAACCACAUCGAGACUAAUGAGCACCUGCCGUUGAGCGGCUCAGCCUGCACCGGUGCAUCGGGAAACAGGGGUGCAGAUUGCCCCAGCGUCGUGGCUCGCCAGCUGGACCGCCCAAUCGCGGGGAAGGUCGCUAGCGAAGACAACGUCGCGCGUGUCCCGAAAUGUCCAGAGCUCAAAUUUCAUCAUGAAUUUGGUGUGGGUAAGGUGGCAUAG